Linderina pennispora is the source of this 931-nucleotide messenger RNA. RefSeq lists its product as uncharacterized. The transcript is spliced from 2 exons. Bases 291 to 773 code for a protein of 160 amino acids. Gene Ontology annotation, molecular function: DNA-binding transcription factor activity. The record is from RefSeq and is a predicted model, not a curated record. NCBI's taxonomy places the organism in Eukaryota, Fungi, Kickxellomycota, Kickxellomycetes, Kickxellales, Kickxellaceae. Gene Ontology annotation, biological process: regulation of DNA-templated transcription.
CUCUUUUUUCCACCGUGUAAUUUUUAUUAUUAUUUGUCGUACUACCUUCCUUCAUAGACCCUGCUAUAUUUUUAGCUGCUGGCCAUAUCUCUCCCUCCUUUCCUACGCUCCCUUUACAUGACAUCAUGCACUGCCUGAACACGAUAUAAAACUGCUCAACAUACAAAGAUACAAAGAUACAAAGAUACAAAGAUACAGGCCUUUAAUAUCUCGCCUGCCACGACACCUGCGCUUCACCAAUCUGAUAGAAUCUAAUUGAAACAUAGACGCCUCCCUCGCACACAUAGACGAUGUCUUUAUCGCGCUCUCCAUCGCAGAAUUCCCUUGAGAACCAGCAGCAGCAGCAGAAGCCGGGAGACACCAGCGGGGGUGCUACAAAAAGCAUAAGCUACCCACGAAUUCUUCCUCGCGGCAACCCGGAUGAGCAUCGACAGGCGAUGGCUGAAGAGCAAGAGGUGCAGGAGAGCCAGCUGAUAAGUGAGCGACGACGCAGGAACACGCAGGCGGCCGCACGAAUGCGUGAACGACAGCGACAGCGCGAGCGCGAGCUGAUCCAGCGACGCAAUGACUUGAUGGGAAGGGUGCAUCAGCUUGAGGCAGAGCUGGCUGCAAUUCGGGAACAGCGGGUUGCUUCUGAAGCCAGCGUAACAAACCAGUACGAUAGCGUCCUCCAAGACCUCUCAAAGGAGCUCGAAAACGCCAACUCGGCAAUGUGCGCGAUUGUCGAUGAAGUCGAAAAGCUAGUUGAUAUUGUGCGAUCGGUCGACCGCUAGCUCAUACUCCAUCAUCGCUGGCGGCCAUGUCCAGCCAUUGGCUUCAUCCAUUAUAUCUCCACGCACCUCAUCCACUCUUAUUUUAUGUCAUAGCCGAAGCCAAAAAUUGCGGUGUCCAGCAGUACACGAGCACGUUUCUUGUUUUCCUUAGAUCUCGU